AUGUCGGCACCGAAGCCUGGCACGCGGAUCUCGGUGACGCCCCGUGGUCCCCGGGCGCCAGUCUCGCGUCUGGCCAGUCUUAAGCCUCCCAAUCCAAUUCCGAUUAAGCGUCCGCAACCGAUUGGGCGCCCUCAACCUGCACGCCCUACCACACAUCCCAAAACCCAGAGCUGUCCCAACCCGGGCUGUCCAGCCCCGCACAUCGUCGAGGAUGACGGACAGAAGGUCUGCUCAGGGUGUGGUACAGUCAUCAGUGAAUCAAACAUUGUGUCCGAGGUCACAUUCGGUGAAUCUUCCUCUGGUGCAGCUGUCGUCCAAGGAACAUUCGUUGGAGAAGGUCAGACCCAUGUCCGCAGCUACGGUCCUGGCUUCCAGCGCGGGGGAGGCAUGGAAAGUCGAGAGAUGACAGAGCAGAAUGGCAAUCGGUUCAUCACCCAGAUGUCACGAGCCUUACACAUCCCCGAAAGCGCUACCAAGGCCGCCGGUCAGGUUUUCAAACUUGCUGUCGGCCUGAACUUUAUCCAGGGUCGCCAAACUCGAACUGUGGCCGCUGUGUGUUUGUACAUUGCCUGCCGUCGCCAGGACGGCAAUACUGUCAUGUUGAUCGAUUUUGCCGAUGUGCUCAUGAAGGACGUUUUCCAACUAGGUCGUACUUACAAGCGACUUCUGGAUGAGCUUCGGCUGGGCGGCAAUGUCUUCCUGAUGAAUCCCAUUGACCCUGAAAGUUUAAUCUAUCGAUUCGCAAAGCAACUCGAAUUUGGAUCGGCUACCAUGCCAGUGGCUGGUGAGGCGGUUCGCAUCGUGUCACGAAUGAAUCGAGACUGGAUGACAACUGGUCGGCGCCCAGCUGGUCUCUGCGGUGCCGCCUUGAUUCUGGCAGCCCGCAUGAACAACUUCCGUCGGACCGUGCGCGAAGUGGUCUACGUCGUCAAAGUCACUGAAGUCACGAUCAACCAACGUCUAGCUGAGUUCAGCACCACAGAGAGUGGUGAACUGACCGUGGACCAGUUCCGCUCUGUACAACUGGAGAAUGCGCGAGAUCCCCCUUCCUUCACCCGAGCACGUGAGGGGCCCAAUUUCAAUCGACCUACCAAGAAGCUCACCGAGACUGCUGCUGAAAUUGAAGGUUCGGUGGCAGAUAGUGAAGCAGACUCUACUCAACCUCCUCGAUUUGAUGCUGAUGGCUUUGCCAUCCCAAGCCUCCCCAUUGACCCGUCUUUGAACGACAGCCUCCCCCGACGAUCCUCUGUUGGCAAAGUUGUCCAGGAAAUCAUUGAAGAGACUCAGCGAGAUGCGGUCGAGUCUGAGAACGUCAAAAUCAAGGGCACUCGACGCCCAUCCUAUCCUGCCCCGUCCGCGGAUCAGCUUGCGUCGGAGGAGGCUCUGGAGGCCGAGAUGCGAGACAUGCUAGCUAAGGGCUCAGAUAUGGUCCAAAGCGUCAUUGCCUCAGAGCCGGCCAAGUUUAUUCCGGACAGCACCGAGAUUGCUGAAAGCGAAUUUGAAGACGACCCUGAGGUUUCUAACUGCCUCCUCACCCCAGCUGAAAUAGACCUCAAAGAGCGAAUUUGGGUCCACGAGAACAAGGAGUAUCUCCGCACUCAACAAGCAAAGGCCUUGAAGCGUGCGCUGGCCGAGGCUACGGGAAAUCUAAGCACUCGCAAACCCCGAAAACGUCGCAAGGGUCGACUCGGCGAUGUUCGGUACCUGGAAGGUGAUGGGGAAGGCGAAGAUGGUCGCAGCUCCCGUGCCUCGACCCCAGCUGAGGCCACGCGGCGCAUGCUCGAGCGACGUGGAUACAGUAAGAAGAUUAAUUACUCUCUUCUGGACACCUUGUACGGCCAAGAAGGUUCUGGUGAGACUGAAGAAGCAAAACUCGAGGGUCGGAGCCACACUCGAAGCCGAAGCCGAAGCCGAAGCGUCGUAUCACGCCGGAGCGUCAGCACGCAGCCAGAUCGUGCUUCCCGCCGUGCGGCUCGGCUGGCCUCUCGAGCCACUCCUGCUGCUACCCCUGAGGCUACUAUUAAUCCUAUCCUUCCACCACCCUCUGUUCCAGUCCCGGCUCCUGCGACUAGAUUGGCUCCUCAGCCUACUCCACCACCCACUGCACCUCAGUCUACCGCCAAGGUGACCCCGAGGCCUGACGCCCAGGCUGAAGAUAAUCCAGAAAACCGAGACCCGGAUGAUAUGGACGAAGAUUAUGAUGACGCGGAGGAUGAUCAAGUCGAUGAUGCAUUUGCUGGCAAUUACAAUGGCAAUUACGACGAAGACGACUAUUAUGCGGCGGACAGCGAUUACGAAUAUGACUAA
Messenger RNA from Penicillium macrosclerotiorum, 2307 nucleotides. RefSeq names its product transcription factor TFIIIB subunit BRF1. The coding region runs from base 1 to 2307 and encodes 768 amino acids. Gene Ontology annotation, molecular function: RNA polymerase III type 3 promoter sequence-specific DNA binding; TBP-class protein binding; RNA polymerase III general transcription initiation factor activity. NCBI's taxonomy places the organism in Eukaryota, Fungi, Ascomycota, Eurotiomycetes, Eurotiales, Aspergillaceae. Gene Ontology annotation, biological process: transcription preinitiation complex assembly; transcription by RNA polymerase III; DNA-templated transcription initiation. The transcript has a single exon. Gene Ontology annotation, cellular component: transcription factor TFIIIB complex; transcription preinitiation complex; nucleus. The record is from RefSeq and is a predicted model, not a curated record.